GAACGAGUGAGUGGGGCGUACAAUGAACGAAUUCAAAACUAUUUUACUUCAAACUUGUGAGUUCGCAACGGUUUUGGAGGAGUUCUAAAGGAAUAGUAGUUUUAAUAAAUUACUUGUGAGUUUUGUUGUGUAUUCAAGACAUAUAUUGAGCAUACACGGCGCUGACCGGGCUUUAUACUGGUAUUUUAAUAUGGCUGGCCAGAAAACACAAAUGGAAAACCUUUCGUCGGAGAACGCAAGGCUUCAAGCGCAGAUAGAAAAGUUGGAGAAAGAGAUUGCGCAAAAGGAGUAUCGUCAGGGACUCAAAGAGCGAACGUUUUGGGUCGGUAUGCCAACAAUAUGGUUUGCCAUCGCAGAGGCAGAGUUCAAGGUAGCCGGCGUGAUAGACGAUUUCACAAAAUUUAACUACGUUUUAAGCCAGCUUCCCGCCGAAGUUUCUGAAAAAGUUAAAGAUGUUAUAGAUAAGCCUCCAUGUGUGGGCAAGUACGCGAAAUUGAAAGAAGAAAUAAUUCGGCGGCUGAGCAAGUCUGAGCACGAGACUUACAGGCAGCUGUUUGACGACGAGCUCGGAGACAUGUCUCCCUCGCAGUUCUACCGCCACCUGCAACACUUAGCCGGCGCUAAAGCUAGCGUCGACAAAUUCCUACUUCAUCUGUGGUUACGUCGGCUGCCGCGGUACUGUCAAGAAAUUCUGUCAACUCGACCCGAACAGUCGAACACAAAGUUGGCGGAGCUAGCUGAUAAUAUCAUGGAAGCUACGAAAGCAUCUGAAAAGACUUCAACUAAGAAGAGUGCUACGAUAACUAAUAUUCAGCAAAGUGUUGAUGACUUGAGCAAGCAUCUUGUAGCAUUGGAAGUGUCUAUGAAUCGACAGAUGGAUAGAAGUCGGUCUCGGUCUAAGAGUAAGCCGCGGUCUCGUAGCGCGACACCCCCGGCGUCGUCGAAGCCGUGCUGGUACCACACGACGUACGGCUCGGCGGCUUACAGGUGUGUCUCACCUUGUGAUUGGUCAGAAUCAACUGCAUUACUAGAAUAAGUUUUAAGUGUAUUUGUACUCGACAUAUAUGCAUGAAAAUAGUAUUUUAAGGUUUUUCUAUACUAAGUUCCUUUAAUUAAUUGUAUAUUAUAAUGUAUGUAAUUUUAGAAUGAGGAUUCUAAAUCUCAACCUCAAUAUUGCAAUGUGAAUAGAACCUUUUACACCUCAAUACCGCCAUAUUUUUUCGUAAGUGCAACAGGGAACUUUUUACACAAUAGGGACAUUUUUAACAAAAAAAUAAUUAAGACUGAAUCAAACUAAUGUGGGAUUCUUUAUUUGCAAGCUCCUGUUUAAUAAAAUAAUGUCAUUAUGUCUUUAAUUUUAAUAUAUCUUAGUUCUUAGUUCUUUACUUUGAUAAUUAGUUAUGUUUGUUUAUUAUUUUGUUAGUAAACAGUUGUGUUUAAGACCAAAGCACACUGGCAUUGUUAUUAUUGCGAACGAAUUUAAAGAACUUUUCUGACAUAAGGAUCUUUUAUAAGUAUUGUUUAAUUUUAGAUUUUAAGAUGGCAGGUCCUACUUGUUUUUGUAUUUUCU
Trichoplusia ni (cabbage looper) is the source of this 1570-nucleotide messenger RNA. RefSeq lists its product as uncharacterized. The transcript is spliced from 2 exons. Bases 191 to 1036 code for a protein of 281 amino acids. Lineage: Eukaryota; Metazoa; Arthropoda; Insecta; Lepidoptera; Noctuidae. The record is from RefSeq and is a predicted model, not a curated record.